GCCGUGGAACAAAGGCUGACUUUUAAGAUCAGAGUGAUUUUUUGAAAAAUAAUUAAAUUGAACAAUUUAUAUUUAGUAAGAAUCAAUUAAAGGAAUGCCUGAACAAAGCAAUGAUGAAAAUGCAGCAGUCCAAAAUGCUCCGAAUGAUCAACAACCACAGCAGCAACAGCAACCGCCACAAAGUAGAUUCGAAUCGUUUUUUGCAUUGACUAAGACAUUCAUUGUUCGAGCAUUAAUUAUUUAUUUAAUAACUUCAUUCUUCCGACGGCCACAACCAGCACCUCCUGCAGAAAAUGGAGAUGUGUCAACAAGUCGACAGAUUCCCGCAUUUAAUUUAUUUGAAAAUGGCACACUCUUUGAUAUGCAUGUCUAUAUCUCUGAAGAUUAUGAUUUUAAUAAAUAUCAGGAUCCUUCAGCACUAAUCUGGUUUAGUACAUUUACGUACGGUGAUUGGAGCAGUGGAAUUAACAAUGAUGGAGCGUUUGAAAAAAAUAUUAAAGUUGAAGCAUCUGAGAAUCUGAUGAACAAUGGAAGUAUAUAUUUACACACAUAUAUUACAAAGUAUGGAAAAUCACCUAAUCCAGACGCACAAGGUGAUUAUGCGGGCUUUGAGAUUGCUUAUAGUAGACGACAGCUUAAUAAAUAUAGGAAAAUUAAAUACCAAAAGACACAGAAUCUAUUAACAGGACAGACUGAGAAAAGUGCUGAGGAGAUAGAAAUAGCGGAGACAAUGGUUAAUAAAAUAGUGAAUCACUGGCACAAUAAUUUAACGAUAAAUUUGGUUGUGGACCAAACAACGUGGGUAAAAGGAUCUUUACCUGCUCCAUUAGAUGAAUACGUCACUUUCUUACCAAGUGGACAUUCAUACAUGCCAAUCAUAUUUGUUAAUGAUUACUGGAAUAUGAUGCGAGAUUACUUCCCUAUUAACAAAACUACUCCAACAUUAGAUUUAACUUUAACUUAUCAACCUUUAUCACUCUUCAAAUUCCAAUUGUAUGCAGCACAAGGCAUGCGUAAUAAAUGGGCAAAUUCAAUAUUUGGUGAGCUCGGAAAUGAGGAACAAACAGAUGACGAACAAGAUUCUCUGAAAGAAACUCUUUUGGAAACAAAUGCAUAUCUGUUGGGUUUGACAUUUAUGAUCUCUAUUCUGCAUACAAUAUUUGAGCUUCUUGCAUUUAAGAAUGACAUUCAGUUCUGGCGUGAACGAAAGAGUUUAGAAGGCUUAAGUGUACGAUCUGUAUUCUUCACUGUAUUCCAAUCGUUGAUUGUACUUUUAUAUGUGCUAGAUAAUGAAACUAACUUUAUGAUAAAGAUGUCAUGCUUCAUUGGACUUGGUAUUGAAGUCUGGAAAAUUCAAAAAGUUGUUGAUUUCAAGCUUGAUUUUGAAAACAAAUUAUUUGGUAUAAUUCCUAAAGUAAAGUUCGCAGAUAAAGGAUCUUAUAUUGAAUCCAGUACUAAGCAGUUUGACAAUCUUGCAUUUAAAUAUCUAGGAUGGUUAUGCUUCCCAUUAUUAAUGGGAUAUUGUGGAUAUUCCCUCUUGUAUCAUGAACAUCGUGGAUGGUAUUCAUUCGUUCUCAACAUGCUGUAUGGAUUUUUGUUAACAUUUGGAUUUAUUAUGAUGACUCCACAACUGUUCAUCAACUAUAAAAUGCAGAGUGUAGCACAUAUGCCUUGGAGAAUGAUGACAUAUAAAUUCCUUAAUACUUUCAUUGACGAUAUCUUUGCAUUUGUCAUAAAAAUGCCAACAUUAUACAGAUUAGGAGUCUUUCGUGAUGACAUAGUCUUCUUUAUUUUCCUCUAUCAGCGAUGGAUUUAUAAAGUUGACAAGAAGCGUGUUAAUGAAUUUGGCUUCUCUGGUGAAAUGUUGGAUGGUGUUGAUAAAGAAAAAAUACUUGCAGCUCCCGAAAACGUUCCUGAAAAGUCUGAUUCUGACAAAAAAGACGAUUAAAUUAUUUGUAGUGUUAUUACUAUACCAAAUUUUAAUUGAAAUAAAUCUAGUAAUACAUAUUAAUGUAUCAAUAAUGAAACAAACAAAA
Messenger RNA from Chironomus riparius, 2036 nucleotides. The record is from the annotation of a GenBank genome assembly. Lineage: Eukaryota; Metazoa; Arthropoda; Insecta; Diptera; Chironomidae.